AACGUUUCAGAGCCUCCUAGAGUUCCAAUAUUAAUUCCACACUUCUUCAUUUCUCUUUUCACACCUCCAAAAAACAGAAUACCCCCUGCAUAUUUCAAUUUUGUUUUGGUGAGUUAGUUCAAUUUACUGUGCCAUGAAGAGAGAAAGAGAAAUUGAUAGCAUGACCAUGGCAAAUUGCUUGAUGCUGCUUUCUCAAGGAGGUGAAUUUGAAACCACCACCACCUCCACCUACUCCCCUAGCCGUGUCUUUGAAUGCAAAACAUGCAACAGGCAAUUUUCUUCUUUUCAAGCACUCGGUGGGCAUAGGGCAAGUCACAAAAAACCAAGGUUGAUGGCAGGAAAUGGAGACAUGGAAUUGCUUCAUGGUUCAUCAUCACCUCCAAAGCCUAAGACUCAUGAAUGCUCAAUUUGUGGGUUGGAGUUUGCAAUAGGACAAGCCUUAGGAGGACACAUGAGAAGGCACAGAGCUGAAAAUUUGAGUGGAAACAUGAUGCAGAGUUCUACUACUAUGAGUUGUAGUAGUGGUGGUAGCAGUCUUGAUUCAUCACCAAAGAAUGUUAUGAAAGCUUACAAGAAGAUAGUUUUGGCUUUGGAUUUGAACUUGACACCUUUUGAGAAUGAUUUGGAGUUUUUGAAGAUUGGAAAGGCCACUGGUUUGGUUGAUUAUUUGCAUUGAGUAUUGUUGAUUAAAAUUGGAGAGAUAUAGCUAGUGUGGACCAUAGAUAGAUUAAUUUUAUUUGUUUGUCUUUUAUAUACACACUUUUUUGGAAUCAUACAGUAUGAAAUAUCGUUCAUUAUAUAA
Molecule: messenger RNA, 802 nt
Organism: Lotus japonicus
Lineage: Eukaryota; Viridiplantae; Streptophyta; Magnoliopsida; Fabales; Fabaceae
Product: zinc finger protein ZAT11-like
Exons: 1
Coding region: 134-676 (180 amino acids)
Biological process (GO): response to stress; response to chitin
Source: RefSeq, a predicted model, not a curated record